CAGGGAAGCUCCCAGUUCUAGAGAGGCUGUUUACCAGAUCAUAACAAGGGCAGGUCUGACUUCCAGAAAGGGACUGGGAGGCGGCGCUGGCGCCAACAGGACCCCAGCUGCACACGGGUUGGUCCAGCACCUGCAAGACUCAGGAGGCGAGGAUGCUGUGGUCCUGGGCGCAAACAUUCCUUGUCAGCAACAUGCUCCUCGCUGAAGCCUAUGGAUCUGGAGGCUGCUUCCAGGACAACGGCCACCUGUACCGGGCAGACCAGUCCUCAGCGGCGUCGGGCCUUCGCUGCCUCAACUGGCUGGACGCACUGAGCAGCCUGGCGUCGGCCCCCAAGACGGGUGCCGGCAACCACAGUUACUGCCGGAACCCAGACCAGGACCCGCGCGGGCCCUGGUGCUACGUCCGCGGUGAGGCCGGGGCUCCCGAAAAGCGGCCCUGCGAGGACCUGCGCUGCCCAGAGACUUCUUCUCAGUCCCUGCCAGCCUCCAGAACUGACUCUGAAGUGACAUCUGAAGUACCAGGGGAAGACGAAGUACAGGUGUUUGCGCCUGCCAACGCCUUGCCUGCCCGGAGUGAAGCAGCAGCUGUUCAGCCAGUUAUUGGGAUUAGCCAGCGUGUGCGGGUGAAUCCCAAGGAGAAGAAAGACCUGGGAACCCUGGGCAACGUUCUGGGCAUUACCAUGAUAGUGAUCAUCAUAGCCAUCGGAGUUGGCAUUGUCUUGGGCUACACCUACAAGAGGGGGAAGGACCUGAAAGAACAGCACGAGCAGAAAGUAUGCGAGCGGGAGAUGCAGCGAAUCACCUUGCCCCUGUCUGCCUUUUCCAACCCCACCUGUGAGAUCGUGGAUGAGAAGACAGUCGUGGUCCACAGCAACCAGACUCCAGUGGACCAACUUCAGGAGGGCAGCGCUCCCCUGAUGGGCCAGGCAGGCACCCCGGGGGCCUGAGCCCCUCCAGAGUGGGCAGGAGCCCAGGUAGACACCAGCGCAGGCCAGCUUGCCACAUCCUACAGCUGGGAGGAUAUAUACUUUGUGUUGUGGUGAAAGCCCUCCCCAUCUCUCCCCCCGCCCCCUCUCGUAUGACUUCCAAGACACAGACAGGUGUCACUGUGGGCUGAGGGUGACACAGGUGCACCUCCCAGUGCACCUUCUCCAUUUCUUAGAGCAGUAUUUUGCCUGCGGAUGGAAACAGCGGCAGCCUCACAGCAAGCUGUGCUGCUGACAAGGGCUUCCAAACACAGCCUGUGCUUGGGGUGGGCAGGGGGCUCCUCCGGACUCCUCUCUGCUUUCUUCCCCAAGAUGGUCUCAGUGUCCGCCUUUCUGUUUAACUCCAUACACUUGAGUGGCGCAUGCUGUUAUUCCUAGUUCAGGUCAAGAGGGGCAUUUCAAAGUAUAGAUUUAGUUUUUUUUUUUUUAAUAUUUGGGAUGGAACUCCCCACUGACCUCUGAGAACCGGAAAUAAGUCUGGACAAAAGUGAAAGCUCUGGGCCGAAGGGAUCUAGGCUAGGGGCUGCUGGGAGUGCGGCCAGCUUGUUGGCGGUGAUGUGCCUUGACAACUUUGUGCUGGGCACGGGUCCAGGGCCCAGGGCCUUUUCCUGUUUUGAAAGGAAAGGAAGAGAAGAAUUGCACUUAACGUUCCACUUAGGAGCACCCAACUGCCUUAGGCCCAGGAGCUGAGGUGGCCCAGGCGGUGUCUGCAUUUUGCAGGGGUUAAGAAGUAACCUAUGGAAAAGGGACUGUGGGGAGCAGGGGGCUUGCAAGCUAUUUCUGAGAUGUUAAUCUGGACCUACACUGGGAGGCAGAGUGAAGAGCCCCAGGGCCGGUUCCUAGAGUGGCCUGAGCUUGCAGGUGCCCUGUAGCUUCCUGGCCAGGCCAGUGCCUUCCAGUGGGGCAGUGGGGUGAAAGCCAUAACCUAUGACUUGUUCAAGUCAGAAUCACUGGGGGGAGUGGGCUUCGGAGCAAAUGACCCCCACAGGCCCAGAGGGGGAAAGUGACACAUAAGGUCAUAGAGCUCCAUCAUUUUGUGCCACACUGUGCCAGUGGCUGAGCAGAGCUGCUAAGCCUGGAGAGCACCGGGAGCCUUAGCCAUGCUCCCCAUCCACAGUUUCCUUCCUUCGCCCCUCAGGGAGAGGUGGGAGAGUGGGCUCAUUCUCGUCAGCGGCUGUUCAGUAGAGUGGUUUGCUAAGGGAACCUAGGCCUCAGAGGUCCCUGACCUUAGAGAUGCCGAAGAAGAAAACAUUACUGAUUUUUACUUUUCUAUAAAAGCAUUUCUCUGUAUACAUGUUUUAUAUACCUCAUUCUGACACCUGCAUAUAAGUGCAGGAAAUUGCUCUGCAUUCGACUUCUAUUAAAAAAAAAAUCC
This is a messenger RNA of Sorex fumeus (smoky shrew), 2361 nucleotides long. It is a transcript of the gene PIK3IP1, whose product is annotated as phosphoinositide-3-kinase interacting protein 1. Bases 153 to 947 code for a protein of 264 amino acids. NCBI's taxonomy places the organism in Eukaryota, Metazoa, Chordata, Mammalia, Eulipotyphla, Soricidae. The transcript is spliced from 6 exons. The record is from RefSeq and is a predicted model, not a curated record.